CACACCCAGCUUGCCGUGUCUGGGAGAACCGGACAGACAAGUCGUCACUCUGACAGGAGGAGACGAGGCGACGACAAGGCCGCAUAUCCGAUAGACGGUCACUUCGCUCACGCGUUUACAAGAAGGAAGGAUGGCUCUGGACAGCAAGCGGAAGGAGCUGCUGUUGGGAACGCUGAAGGAGCUUGGGGAGGACGAGUUCGAGGAAUUCAAGUUCUUUUCGGGCCUGCCUCAAAGCGUACAAGAAAACCCCAGCCGGGUGAUCAUUGCUAACGCACUGGUGAAGAAGCAUGGCGAGAAUACUCUGGAGGAGACCAUCAAGAUUCUGGAAAAGAUCGGCAACAAGAACUUGGCCGAGAUGCUGCGUGGCAACGUGCUGGAAACAAAAGGCGCCGUCUUCUCCAUCCACGAUGAUGAACAGAUUGAUAGAUUGAAGGCAGACCUGCAAGAAAAGCUGCAUAGUUUAUACAGCUUUGUUCCUGAGGGCAACACCGAGCGCUGGCAGCAGCAGCCUCUGGCAAACGUCUACACGGAGCUGGACAUCACCUACGGGGCCGACGUCAGGCCCGACGAGCGACACGAGGUCCUUCAGAUGGAGACGCGUGCCGCCGCGGCCAAGACGUCUAUUCUGCCGUGCGACAUCUUCAAAAGCCAUGACGGGCAGCCGCGACCGAUACGCACGCUGCUCACCGUCGGCUUUGCGGGAAUAGGGAAAACCUUCCUGGUUCAAAAGUUAGUGUGCGACUGGGCCAGUGGGAAUAAAAACCAGGACGUACACUUUAUAUUUCCCUUUACCUUCCGCGAGUUGAACACCGACGAAGGAAAAAACUUUACGCUGGCCAAGCUCAUCCGAUGCUACAUCUGUGAGAGCAGGCACAUGAGCGAGGAGACUCUGAACAUUAUAUUAGACGACCUGCAGAAGUCCGGGAUACGGGACUACGAAAGCAGCCGGAUCAAGAUCUUGUUUGUCUUGGACGGACUGGACGAGUGCAAGUUCAAAAUGGACUUGAAGAAUGAGAAGAAAGUAGACAUAGACGUGACGGUGGCCUACUCGCUGGAGAUACUCCUGGCGCACCUCAUCAAGAGGAACCUGCUUCCGUGCGCCCGGGUUUGGAUCACUACGCGGCCCACAACGGCACGCGAUAUCCCUUCCGACCUCAUCGACAGCAGAACCGAGGUGAGAGGAUUCAGUGAUUCCCAAAGGCUGGAGUACUUCAGGAAAAAAUUUCAAAAUGAGGAGCGUGUCAUUGAGCACAUCCGGAAAACACGCACCAUCUUCAUCAUGUGCCACCUGCCCAUCUUCUGCUGGCUCACCGCCACAGUUCUUCAGGAUCAUUUGGACAAAGGGAAGGAGGGAGAGCUUCCCACAACGCUGACAGACAUGUACUCGGAGUAUGCUUCUAACCAGCUGGACAAGUCCAAGGAGAGACAGACAACCGAAUACACCGAUUACGUGAAAGUUCUAGCAAAGCUGGCCUUUCACCAUACCAUGAGUAAGCAACAGAUCUUCUACGACAAGGACCUGGCGGACAGCGGCUUUGAUUACAGCCAAGCCGCAAAACACUCCGGAAUAUUUACCGAGGUGUUUAAGGAAGUCCGUCCGCUCAGAAGAAACCAACAGGGCAAGAUGUUUCAGUUUGUCCAUCUGACCAUCCAGGAGUAUCUGGCCGCAUUCCACGUGAUGAUUUGCCUCUUCCACGACAACAAAAACAUACUGGAUGAUUCAGAGCAUGCAUUUGAAUGUGUUUCCCAAGAAGAAGAAAAAUCCAAAGUAUUGGAAGAAACAAAAUCAGAAGAUGGAGAAAAAGAAUCAGAAGAAGAAACAGAAGAUGAAUGGGAUUGGAAAAUCACUGAGGUUCACCGGUCAGCUCUCCAGAAAGCCUCAGAGAGUGAAGGAUACCUGGACAUGUUCCUCCGCUUCCUCCUUGGCCUUUCCUUGCCGUGCAACCAGGAACUAGUGGGGGAACUUCUGAAGGCUCCUCAGGACUGGAGGCAAAACAAGUCAAAGAGUGUCAAAUUGAUCAAGAAAAUGAUUAAACGGAACACUCCAGAGAAGAACAUCAACUUGUUCUACUGCUUAAACGAGCUGAAGGACGACUCUUUGCUGAAGCAGUUUCAGAAGGAAAAUAGUUCAUACGAUAUUGACUGGGACAACAUGCCAAAUGACAUGUGGUCAGCCUUGGCCUUCUUUUUACUGACAGACGACGAAACCAUGAAGUCCUUUUACCUGGCGAAUUAUUCUCGUUCGCCUUUGGGGCUCGAGAAACUGUUGGUGGUGGUCAAGGCUUCUCAACAAUCAAUUCUAUAUGAUUGUCACCUGGACAAAGGCAGCUGUCACCUGCUGGCUUCCGUUCUCAGCUCUCCAUCCAACCUGAAGCAUCUGGACCUGUCCGAGAACGAUCUGUCUGACGAAGGGGUGGAGAUCCUCUCAAAAGGACUGGCCAGCCCAAACUGCACCUUAGAAGAGCUCACUCUAGUCGGUUGUAACCUGGACAAAAGCAGCUGUCACCCGCUGGCUUCCGUUCUCAGCUCUCCAUCCAACCUCAGGCAUCUGGACCUGUCCGAGAAUGAUCUGUCAGACGAAGGGGUGGAGAACCUCUCGAAAGGACUGGCCAGCCCAAACUGCAUCUUAGAAUCCCUCUACCUAACCAGAUGUCACCUGGACAAAGGCAGCUGUCACCUGCUGGCUUCCGUUCUCAGCUCUCCAUCCAACCUGAAGCGUCUGAGCCUGAGCCGGAACGAUUUCUCAGACGAGGGGGUAGAGAUCCUCUCUAAAGGACUUGCCAGUCCACACUGCAAAUUACAGUCCCUCAGUCUAUGGAAUUGUAAGCUGGGAAAAGGCAGCUGUCACCCGCUGGCUUCCGUUCUCAGCUCUCCAUCCAACCUGAAGAGUCUGGACCUGGGUGGGAACAAUCUGUCGGACGAAGGGGUAGAGAUCCUCUCGAAAGGACUGGCCAGUCCACACUGCAAGUUAGAGUCCCUCGAGCUGAUAUAUUGCAAGAUCACGGAUAAAGGAUGCGUUUUUUUGGCCGAGGCGCUCAAGUUGAACCCCUCCCAUCUUCAAGUGCUGAAUUUAAAUGUCAAUGAAAUAAAAAAAAAAGGAAAGGCGGUCUUAUUGGACGUCCAAGAGGAUCCCAGCUAUUGCCUGAAGGCUGUCUGGGUUUGGAAGAUAUCUCUUUGUGAGGUGAGGAAUUGUACCCAUCAUCUUAUCAAAAGUAUACACAGGUACAUGCAAUUAACCUUCUCGAACACACACAUCUACAGUAUAUGAAAAUUGAAAAGAUUGAUAGUGAAGAAAAAAAACUCAAAUAUAACAUUGAAAAAAAAAAGUCCUGAAAAAAAUAUUGACAAUAACCUAGUCCAAUUCAAUUUUUCAGGCAUGCGACUUAAGAAAGUUUGCUCUUGAACAGGACACGGAGCUACGUCAGACAGCCCACUCGCCACUCUUCCGCCAUUUGCGCGCUGCUGUCACUCACCGAAACGCCGGCUCAUCCGAGUAAAACAACGGCAAACCCAGCUCAUGCUGUUCCUUGAGUUGAUGAAAUAAUGCAUAAGCUUGCGCAAAAUUUAGUUUUCGAUUCUUUAAUCACGCUUCAAAGUUGCUCGCUCAAUCCUACGGGCCAUCGCUUACGACGUCGCCUCCAUCUCCUUAGGUGGCGCCACCCUCGACAAUUUAUUAAAAAUGUUAACAUUACGUCCGUCCUUCUUGACCCUACAACGGCUCUUGGGAUAUGUAGUCUUUGUGGUGCUUUCGGUUUUGAAAAUGGACAAGAAAUGAUGGAAAUAUGGACAUAAACACAUGGUCCAUGCAGCGUUUUAAUGCUUAUUUAUGAGUGCACUAAAACUCAAAUGACAUUAUCUCCCGUUUUACUUGACUUGAAGUCAAAAGUGACGUGGACCUAAACUUCCGCACUUUCAAAUGAGACCAGGCAGUUGCACAUGUGUGACAUAUCGACAGCGUGACGAGGCUUCAAAGAUGAUAUGGGUAAAGUGUCGCAACUGACACAUUCGGUGUUAAAGGGUUAAAGUGCCUGUGACACGAUAAAAAAAAAAAAAUCUUAAAUAGCAUUAUUAUUCAUUCAAUCAUUUAUUUUCCAUGCCGCUUAUCCUCACGAGGGUCGCGGAGGUGCUGGAGCCUAUUCCAGCGAACUACGAGCAGUAGGCAGGGUACACCCUGAAUUGGUUGCCAGCCAAUCGCAGGGCACACUGAUAAAAACAACCAAUCACGCGCACUCUCAUACCUAUGGACAAUUGAGAGUGCUUAAUAAGCCUACCAAGCAUGCUUUUGGGAUGUGGGAGGAAACCGGAGUCCCUGGAGAAAACACACGCAGGCACGGGGAGAACAUGCAAAAUCCACACAGAAAGGCCAGAGCCCAGGAUUGAUCCCUGGAUCUCAGAACUGUGAGGCGGAUGUGCUUACCACUUGGCCACUGUGCAUAAUUACUGGAAUCAAAAUGUUUCAUAUUUUUUAAUAUUUUGAGACAAUUUGACUUUAUACAACAAUUUGGCAAAGCAUAGAUGACGAGAAAUGAGUUUUUUUAAUCUGCAGUUUAGCCACUCCUGUCAUUAUAGCGCUCUAGCGCCUCCAGCUGGGUGGUGACGUCAGCAGACGAUUUCAGCUGAUUUAGAACUCCGCCCAUUGAGGGAGAGGAGUUUUUAGAAUUAGGAAAAUGCGACAGAGAGAAGCAAAAUGUCAUCAUUUUUUUUAAUCUCUCUCUAUUCCAAUAUUUUUACAGGAUAUUCUUUUUAUUUACGUAUUUUUCCCCAAUUGCAAAAAAAAUUGUAUGGUCAUGACAAAUAACAGCCUUGUGUUGAAUGGAAUAUUAAAUAAUAAAAAUGCAUUUAUUCAGUACGGCAGGGCUAAACUACUGCAUUUUCGUCAAAACUGCCAACUUCUUAAAACUCCCGAACAGUAUUUUAUGCCACCGUAGUCCGGCUUUUAUCAUUUCCCUGUCCCGGCUUCGGAGACUACGGUAAGAGCGUCAACAAAACAGGAGGCGUGACAGCUAGGCAACAUGCUAACCUGAGCCGAGCGGCACUUCCAAGUCUCUUUCUCGCCUUUCGAAAAGGAAAAAUCACACAAAAUUACCCCGACUUGUGUCACACAAGGCAGCGGGGGUGAUUGUCUUCACUGAUCGACCAGCCCCCGGCUCGUCGUUCUGCUGAGGCCCCGGCAGGCUGGCAGUGCUCGUUUCCGGGGACGCAGAGGGGAAUGAACGCCAAACCGGCCGAUGUCAGCGCGCGUGGCUGCCUGAUGCCAAGCCGAGGAUAGCUUCAUAGGCGGGCUUGCGAAGAGGACCAAAGGGGGGUGGAAGUCUGGACACAAACUAGAACUGCAGAUGAGAGAGCCUUGCUGCCGCGUGGCAUGCGACGAGCCACUGGUCGUCGGCCGAGUGGCCUUCUGGGUGGACAGGGAGCAUUGUCACCCACAAAAUGCAAGCCGCCUCCUUAUUAAAACGUGUGCCGUGAUCCCAGUGUUUCACAUUAAUCUCAUUUUCGUAGUGCGGGAUUCAAAAAAUUGAAUAAAUAUAUUGAUCGCUUACACACACAUGCAAGCUGUCCUUUUCAUUCGGGAGCAUAAAAUACCGUAUGAUAUAUGAAAUAAACAUGCUUUUUUUUUGUGUCACAGGCACUUGAAGUUAAAACAAUACAAUUAAGAUGAAUAAAAAUAAUACUUGCACAAAUCUUAACACUCACCUCGAUUUAUGUGGGACAGCCAGGGCUUGAACUCCAUUUCUGUUCAUGUUGGGUCCCAGCUAGAUUGCCUGUGUUUGCUUUCAUUUCUCCUUCCCUGGACUUAGUUGGUCUUCCUGAGCUGAGUCUCAAGCUGUGAUCUUGAAUCAUUCUUUGAAGACGUUAUCCAUAACGUUAGCCAUAGCCAUUUGGUUAUUUCUACUCCUCAUUUCACUAGCCUGGGGCAAAUGCGCUACUAGGACGCGCCGAUUCGGGCCAGAGACACGCCAUAAAGAACUUCGACGUUAUGUCCAACAUCCAUAUUAAGGUUGUUUUCAAAGGCUCAAACACCAGAAUUACAUUUCUUAAAUUGAAAGAACUUUAUGUGGAUUUUUUUUUUCAUGAUUUCCAACUCCGCGGAGUCCGCGCCGACGUCAGGCGCAGGUUUACAACAGGAGAACCGAUGUGAUUUUCAAAAUAAAGCGUGUAAAGAAACAAUUUGUAUUUGACGUGCUCUUUCAGAUGACUAAUGGCAAAUACUGCGUAAUUAAUUAGCUACAGAAUAUAUAUAUAUAUAUAUAUAUAUAUAUAUAUAUAUAUAUAUAUAUAUAUAUAUAUUCAUUUAGACGUCUUGUUGAAUUACCCAAAUUAUAAAUUAGAAUGUAUCUUUAAAUCUUUUUUUUUUAAAUUUUUUUAUCUCAUUUGCAAGGCGUGGCGGUGCGCCACAAUCUUUUUUGUGUAGGGGAAACCCUGGUGUUCAUUCACAUUUAAUUGUGAUUCUUUGUGUUUUUCUUCAGGUUGAACAGUCAGCAGAUGACUAAGAACAAGGUUUGAUCAAUACGUUAAGAAGGUCGAGUCAUUCCAAAUGUUCAUUGAGCCCAUUUGGCCUCCUUCAGAUUUAGUUGGGUCCUACGUACUGUCCGACGACCUCAAGAGCACCGGGUGUCGACGCUACGGGCAAGAGCGGCCACGCUCACCUAAUUUGAGGAGGUUCGCUCGCUGGCGUCAGGUGUUUUGCUGCGACGCCGCUACUGACAGGUGGAGUUCAAGGAGGGGUCUACGAUGCUCCCACCAAAAUGCUGGCAUUUUUUUUUUCUGACAUGCAUUGAAAUAUGUUUGUCACGAGUAAACAAUUCAAUCCAUUUGGACUGGGAGGGGCUGACCAAAAGGAUUGGACUUCCGCCACCGUCAAUGGCAGCCAAUGAGUUCAAUCAGGACCCUUUGAAAGUUUAACUUAUGUUUUUCACAAAUUAAAAAGAAAAAUGUCAUACGUACACUUGAAAUUGUUUUGCCUAUUUUGAUUAAACAUGGAUCGUUUUCACAUCUUCAUGUAAAAAAGAGGAUCAAAUGUUGUUUUGUACGAGAACAGUAAAACCCUAACCUGAAGUAAAAGAUCGGAAAUCACCAAACAAUCCACCAAAACCUGAAAAAAAAAAUACACUGGAAAUGUUUCAUCCACUAAACAAGUAGUCCUAAUGGUAAAGAAAAAUAGGUCCUGAUCACAGCAGGAGGGCAAUUUCAAAGAUGAUGAUGAUGCUUUACAUUCACCUGGACAGAUGUCCAUGUUAUUUUUAUGACAUACAAGAAUAAAGUCAUAAUAUCAUAAUCACAAUGAAAAAAACGCUACUCUGAUGACAUGAUUUUAAAUAGACACAAUAGUAAUAGUCAUAAGGAUAAUUCUUAAAGUAUUCUUUUCACCAAAUACUUCUUUUACUUGAGUGAAUAUUUUCCUAGGACUACUUUUACUGAAGCAAUAUUAUUUGGAAGUAACGCUACUCUGACUUGAGUACAUUUUUGGCCACCUACUUUUGGUCAAGUAACAAACGACUCUUAGGCCAAAUCAGCAGAGUAAGAGUAGCAUUUUUUCUUCGACUCAAGAAAAAGUCAAAUGGAUGGCAUGGUGAAACUACUCCUAGAAUUACAUUUUUCUUCAAAAGUUAGUUGAAAAGUAAAUGUUACGGAAUGAAUUUGACGCAUCCGGACCCACCUCUGGCCCUGAGAGAGAAAGAACUCUUUGACGUUUCAGGACCAGUCUCUAGCGUCCUGAUUGGAUGAACGAGAAAAGAAAACUUGUGGACAGCGAUUCAAAAGUUUCGAUCAUUUAGACGUCAAUGGCAGCCAAUUAACUUAUAGAGACAUUAUUGUAGUUGAAAAAUUGGCUAGCAACCUUCUGCUUCCUUUGGCGAGACCAUACGGUGCUAUAUCACCAUUCUGAUAUUUUGUCAU
Molecule: messenger RNA, 7896 nt
Organism: Corythoichthys intestinalis (scribbled pipefish)
Lineage: Eukaryota; Metazoa; Chordata; Actinopteri; Syngnathiformes; Syngnathidae
Product: NACHT, LRR and PYD domains-containing protein 12-like
Exons: 9
Coding region: 131-3268 (1045 amino acids)
Biological process (GO): intracellular signal transduction
Molecular function (GO): protein binding
Source: RefSeq, a predicted model, not a curated record